Molecule: messenger RNA, 1177 nt
Organism: Toxoplasma gondii ME49
Lineage: Eukaryota; Apicomplexa; Conoidasida; Eucoccidiorida; Sarcocystidae
Exons: 8
Coding region: 467-886 (139 amino acids)
Source: RefSeq, a predicted model, not a curated record
UAAAAUUCCUCUGCACCAAAUGUACUGUGGCAUGGUAAACCAAUUUGGCUCGCCCUUGCAAAAGCAGGAUAAAAAUCCCAGUGCAGGUUCCAGCGUAUGACCACAGACGGCAGCAGACCGCCGGAGUACCGAGCACUCAUAUCGUCGGUGGCUUCCGUACCUUCCUGUGCUUCCCCGAUUGCCUUCGCCGCCUUUUCGGGUUUCUGCCGUUUUCCAUCUGUAGUCAUCAACGUACUGGAGGCCGAAAACAGUGCGUCACGCAGCAGAAACCGGUGGACAACCACGGCGCUACGUGUUCUGUCGCCACUGAAAGACUUAAGACUGUUCUACAGCAGCAUUCUAUAUUUCAAGCUGGCUGAGCAGAAACAGCCAUACUUCGAAUGCACUUUCGCGGGUAAUGCGGUGGGUGUGGCAUGCAUUAGCGCACUUUGCUUCCUCACGUGACAAAGCUCCUCUAUCGUAGGAUAUGGCGGAGGUGAUUGUUGAUGACCAUCGACUGAUGAAAAAAUACGCCUUGCAAGAAAUGAUAACUCCAAUAUUUAGUAUUGUUGCGCUAUCGAGCUUGCUAUUCCUUCUUGUUAGUAUUUCAUGGGCUGUGAUCCUGCAAUUACCGUUAUUCUCCCACCAGGGAUUGAAAGGACUAGAUAACGUUCUCCACGUUGUUGUAGCCAUAUUCAUCAUAUGUAUGUCAACGAUCUUGAUCAUGUUUGAGGCACUUGACGCUAUUUGUGUUACCGUUGUAAUGAGCUGGAUUCGCGGAGCAACAGACAUUCGAUGGACGAGCCGCAUAAACUCCGACAGCAUCGUCAACUACGAGUCGUCAACUCUAGUUGACUAUCUGCACCUCUUGAGGCGAGCUCCGCAGAAUAUAGAAAUGCAUACUUGAAGACAGCCAGGAACCAUGCUGCCUUCUGAUGCGGUAUCCGCUGUUGGCGUCCUGGCUUGCUGUUACCCCCAGAUUUUUGGCUUUGUGUUGAUACUUUCUGCUUUGUCUAUGCACAUGGUUUCUUUUCAUUCAUCAGUGUCAAGAGAGGUUUAAUUGUGACAGAGGGCGACAGCCAUGCUGACUCGAGGGAUGUGUCACAUGGCCAGCAGACAGUAAACCCUGUGAACGAUUUAACUUGCAACUUCAAAGUGAUCGCUUAGGCGGGAGCCGCCUAAAAUCCCCCCACAGUAA